This is a messenger RNA of Salvia hispanica, 1305 nucleotides long. The record is from RefSeq and is a predicted model, not a curated record. Lineage: Eukaryota; Viridiplantae; Streptophyta; Magnoliopsida; Lamiales; Lamiaceae.
AUGGUAGCAUUCCUCACCAUCUCUUUCUCCUGCCUUCAGCUUCGUUUUCUUAUGCUAGCCGACAAUCAAUUCAGUGGACACAUCGAAGAAUUUCCCGUUGUAAACGAUCUUGAAUUGCUAGACUUGAGUAACAAUAUGAUAAAAGGUCCCGUUCCUAGCUCCUUCCAGUUUCAAAAUAUUUCCUCACUCUCGCUUUUUGGCAACUUGUUCGAUGGCACUUUUCAUCUGCAAAAGAUUCAAAGCCUGUCAAAGCUUAAGCGGUUAGACCUUUCUUACAACAACUUGUCAAUCAACACAACCAACUUAAGCUCGAAUUUCGAUGGAUUCCCCCAGCUUGUUAUUUUAAAUUUGGCAUCCUGCAAUAUGUACGAGUUUCCAUAUCUUGGAGAUCAAUCCUCUCUACUAACUUUGGACCUCUCGAACAAUCACAUCGGAGGGGACAUUCCUAGUUGGAUUUGGGAAACUGGAAGGGGCUAUUUGAACCUUUCUUUUAAUCUUCUGACAGGUUUAGAAAAGCCUCACUUUGUUGCAAUUGUUGAGUACCUUGACUUGCAGUCGAACAAGUUGUUACGGCCUGUGUUGCUUUUUUCAAUUAUAACCUCUCCAAAUAGUAGUGAUUCUGUCAUCUUUCUUGGAAACAAUCAACUAACCGGAGUGAUUCCAACCUCCAUAUGCAAUGCAUUUUUAAUCCGAGUUCUCGACUUGUCUUUCAAUAACUUGAGUGGUAGCAUACCUUCUUGCCUGAUCAACAAAAGCUUUGUGAGUGAAGUGCUCAAUCUUAGGGGAAACAAAAUCAGUGGUGUUAUACCUGAUCAAUUUCCUAGUAAGUGUAGCCUAGAAACCUUUGAUGUUAGUAAUAACAACUUAGGUGGGAAGGUUCCUAAGUCUCUGAUAAAUUGUAAGAACUUGGAGGUGUUGAAUGUUGGAAACAACAACCUUGACGGUAGAUUCCCUUGCAUGCUGCCGUUGAAGUUGCACAUACUUGUUUUGCGCUCCAACAAAUUCCAUGGAGACUUGAGAUGUAGGAGAAGUUGGCCGAAUCUUCAAAUUCUGUAUAUAUCUUCAAAUAAUUUCAGUGGGAAUGUGAGUCUGCUAAACUUCUCGAGUUUGAGAGGAAUAAUGCUACAAGAGUCCUACACAUGGAAUGCUUUCACUGGCAGCAUCCCAAAUUCAUUGGGUGAAUUGACAGAGCUUGGGUCGCUCGACCUCUCUGAAAACAAGCUCACCGGGAGAAUACCAGAGGAUAUCACGAAACUAUUUCUUUCAAUCUUGAAUGUAUCAUACAAUUACAAUGAGCUGACAUGA